This is a messenger RNA of Ostertagia ostertagi, 270 nucleotides long. NCBI's taxonomy places the organism in Eukaryota, Metazoa, Nematoda, Chromadorea, Rhabditida, Trichostrongylidae. The record is from the annotation of a GenBank genome assembly.
AUGUCUACAAAAGCAAGAGAAACUACCAAAUCGAUCUUCAUGCAUGAUCUCGACAUGGUCCAUGUUGCGGUUGUUCCUGUAACUCCACCUACUCCUGUAAAAUGUAAUCUUGAAGAAAUUUUGAAACCUCCUGCAAAACGUCAGGCAGUGAAAGAACUUCGUGAAGGCCAGAAAAUGGGUCACUUCACUCGACAGAUGAUCUACAAGCGGACAGAAAAGGAAUGGAAGAGCAUUCCGAAGAGUUACCCAAUUGCCCCUCAGCGACCAUAA